Rosa chinensis is the source of this 1348-nucleotide messenger RNA. RefSeq names its product 3-hydroxyisobutyryl-CoA hydrolase 1. Gene Ontology annotation, biological process: L-valine catabolic process. The record is from RefSeq and is a predicted model, not a curated record. Bases 30 to 1232 code for a protein of 400 amino acids. The transcript has a single exon. Lineage: Eukaryota; Viridiplantae; Streptophyta; Magnoliopsida; Rosales; Rosaceae. Gene Ontology annotation, molecular function: 3-hydroxyisobutyryl-CoA hydrolase activity.
UUCUAGUAAACUGAUUUCUAUAGCUAACCAUGGUUUCUUUCAACUUGGAUCAUCACCGCAAUCCAGAGGUUCUGAUACAAGAUUUUAAUUCAUCUGUGAGGAUAUUGACACUAAACAGGCCUCGACACUUUAAUGCUUUGUCCGGCAAAAUGCUCUCUCAGCUGCUUAGACUGUUCCUUGCCCAUGACCAUGAUGUCAAAGUAAAAGUGGUCAUUCUCAAAAGUAAUGGAGAAGUAUUUUCUGUGGGUGGUGACAUCGUUGAAAUUGCUCGACAUUUAUACAAUGGUGAUUUGAGGCAUGGCCUCAAAACUACUGAAGAGGCCUAUAAAUUACUGUACUUGAUAGCAACAUACAGUAAACCCCAGGUUUCGAUUCUCAAUGGCAUAGCCAUGGGACGGGGAGCUGCUAUUUAUCUACCCUCUAGAUUUCGUAUAGCAACUGAGAAUUCGUUGUUUUCUAUGCCGGAAACAGCUUUGGGAGCGGUUCCUGAAACAGGUGCCUCUUAUUUCCUGUCCAGACUUCCUGGAUUCCUUGGAGAAUAUCUUGCCCUUACUGGUGCCCGAUUGGACGGUCCUGAAAUGCUUGCUUGCGGUCUAGCAACUCAUUUUGUUCCCGCAACCAAGUUGGCUUUGCUAGAACAAGAGUUAAUUGCUUCCAUAGGUGCUUUAACCAAUGAAAGAACCUCAAGCUGUGAUCUUGUAUUUUAUGUUUCAUCCAUUAUACAUAAGUACUCAAUCCAGCCAGCUUUGAAAGAGAGAGGCAGUGCUUGGCACAAUAUGGAUGUUAUUGAAAAGUGCUUUUCAAAGAGAACAGUAGAAGAAGUUGUGAGUGCACUAGAAAAGGAGGCUACAUAUACUGAUGGUCAUGUAAAUGGUGCUAAUCCAUGGUUAACAUCCACAAUUCAAUCACUUAAGAAGGCGUCGCCCAUAAGUUUGAAGAUUUCUUUGAGAUCUAUUAGAGAAGGAAGGUCGCAAGGACUUGGUGAGUGUUUGGUUCGAGAAUAUAGAAUGGUGUAUCGUAUUGCAACGGGGGAAAUCAGCACAGAUUUCAGAGAGGGUUGCACAGCUCUACUGGUCGACAAGGAUAGGAUCCAAAAGUGGGAGCCUUGUAAAUUGGAACUCGUCUCUGACCAGAUGGUUGAUCGGUACUUCUCGAAGUUGGAUGAAGUUGAAGAACUUAAAGAACUACAGCUCCCUGCAAGAUCCAACUUGCCUGCCAUUGCCAAGCUUUGAUGAGCAAGUGAUCUAUAUAUACGUUAUGUUAUUUUCGUAAAGAUGUGCCGUACAUGGCCUCUCUAUUUUAUGUACUUUAAUUCGUUAAUCGUUAACCGUGUUUUAUUUUUAUUUUU